CAAGGAGUCCACCCACUCUCCACGCACGGAAAAGCCCUCACCAAGAGAUCAUUCCAAAAUUGGCACGACUACCAAGAUACUAUGCCUUCCUACCGCCGAAUUCAAGUGCACACAUACUCGACUGACUUCAACAAGGCAACGGAGAUUGUUGUUGAGCCAGAGCUGCCAACGGCUGGCCCAGGUAACAUUGUCGUGGAGAACCGCUUCUUGGGGAUCAAUGCUACAGACGUGAACAUCACCAACGGAGGCUACGGACGCACCACACUCCCUGUAAAAUGUGGCCUUGAAGCAGCGGGAGUUGUUGUUGAUGUGGGUGAAGGUGUGAGCGAUAUCAAUGUCGGAGACAACGUCGCGUACUCGUCCAUCGGAGCCUUCUCCGAGUAUCUUGAAGUCCCCGCCUCGAAGAUAAUCAAAUCCCCCGAGCUGUCCCCCGCUCUAGUUCCUCUCACUGUGUGUGCAGUGUCCGCCUCUCUCGCUCUCGAGAAGGCAGGACAAAUGAAGUCCAACGAAACGGUCUUCGUGUCUGCCGCUGCUGGAGCCACUGGUCAAUUCGCUGUCCAACUUGCCAAGCUUGCCGGCAACCACGUCAUUGGCGCCUGUAGUUCGGAUGAAAAGGUCGAGUAUCUCAAGUCACUCGGGGUUGACCGCCCUAUCAACUACAAGAAGGAGGAUCUCAACGCCGUGCUCAAGAAGGAAUAUCCGAGCGGUAUUGAUCUCGCCUUUGAAGGCGUCGGGGGCGACAUGUUCAAGGCUGUCCUGGACAACAUCGCCAUAUUCGGCCGCAUUAUCGUCUUCGGCAACUGCUCCCACUACCACGGCGACGCUGGCAACGACCCUCAAUACGGUUACCAGCAGAACCGCAAGAUGCAAUUGCGCUCGGCCUCGCUCCGUGGCUUCCAACGACGCCAUCACCCGAAGGACGAACCUGAACACCUCAAGCGUCUCGUGAAGUUAGUUCAGGAGGGCAAACUGAAGGCAGGCGUUGACCCCACCGUGUUCAAAGGCUUUGAGGGUAUCCCAAAGGCUCUCGAGCGUCUGUAUGCUCAGAAGAACAUUGGCAAACUCAUCGUCCGGCUGUAGAUCGGGGUAAUCGCAACUUGAAGUGAGCCCAUUUUGCUAGUCAAUCAAACCCAUUCACCUUCUUUCUCA
Phytophthora nicotianae INRA-310 is the source of this 1149-nucleotide messenger RNA. RefSeq lists its product as hypothetical. Bases 82 to 1080 code for a protein of 332 amino acids. Gene Ontology annotation, cellular component: mitochondrion. Lineage: Eukaryota; Oomycota; Peronosporomycetes; Peronosporales; Peronosporaceae. The transcript has 3 exons. The record is from RefSeq and is a predicted model, not a curated record. Gene Ontology annotation, molecular function: oxidoreductase activity.